AAGAGGAUGCGCACGCGCAUCGCGAGCAACCGCGACUUUUCUGGCGGCGCUCUCCCCGCUGAUCUCUCUCGGGCCGUUUGUCGCGCCGACGACCCGCGCCGCGCCCCCGUCACUUCCCGCACGCGGGGGCCUCGCUACGGGAGCAGGUAGGCGCUGCCCCGCCGCCCGGCCCGAGGCUCCGUUCCGAGGGGCGCCCCACCAUGGCCGUGUUCGACACCCCGCAGGAGGCCUUCGGGGCGCUGCGCCCCGCCUGCGUGCAGCUGACCAAGGCCCAGACGGUGGAGAACGUGGCCCAGCUGGAGGCCCGGCUGGCGGCGGUGGGCGCGGGGGCCCUUCAGGAGCUGCAGGAAUACGUGCUGUUCCCGCUGCGCUUCGCCCUCAAGGUGCCCGGGCCCAAGCGGGAGCGCGUGGUGCAGCGCGUGCUGCGGUGCCUCCGUGCCGUGCUGCUCGGCACCCGCGUCACCGACCCGCGGCUGCUGCAGGAGCUGCUGUCCGAGCUCUGCGCCUGCCUGCCCGCCCCGCACGGAGCCCCGGCACCGGCCGAAGAGCUGCAGCUGGCCGCGCUGCAGGCGCUGCUCGCCCUGAUGCGUUCUGCUCAGAGGGAUGCCGUCGCCGCUCUGUACCGGCCUUCCUGCCUCCCGCUCCUCGGCUUCGCAGUAUCUCUGCUCCUGGGUCUGGCGGAGCGAGAGAGGGCGAAGCAAAUUAGGCUGUCCGCUUUGGAGUGCUUGCAGGUCCUGCUGCUGCAGGGCGAGUGCCAGGAGCACCGGUGGCUACGCGAGGAGCAGGCGCAGCGAUGCGGGGAUUUAUUUGCUUCUUUUCUGCCCGGCGUUUCUCUUGCGCUGUCUCGGAUUAUUGCUGGCGAUGUCAAACAAGGGCACAGAAUCACUGUUUCUGCCAUCAGACUCUUUUAUCAGGUCGUUGUCUCGGUAAUGGCUGAUGAGCAGCUAGCCAGAGUCCCGAAGCAGAAAGAAAAGCCGCCGGCAGAACAAAGUAGGAUAGCAGAACUGAUUGUCCAUAGAGGGCCUGAGUGGAGCAAAAGUACGUCAGAAAAACUCUCCCUCCUCCUUCAUAAAAUCGUCGAACUUUCUUCGGUCCACUCUCACUGGAGAGUGAGACUGGAGCUGGUGGAACUUGUCCAUCACUUGCUGAGCAACUGCAGGCUGUCGCUGGUGGACUCGUUCACCCACCUUCUGAAGGCCUUGGUGGGGCUGGUUAAUGAUGAGAACAGCGAAGUGCAAAGCAGGUGUAACGAAGUACUGCAAGGCAUUGCAGAGCAGCAGGUGAUAACACAGAACAGGGCUCUCGCUGAUGUUCUCUCAGAGAACCUCCAUUCCCUUGCCACAGCCCUUCCUCGCCUGAUGAACUCUCAGGAUGACGCAGGCAAGUUUUCCACUUUGAGCUUGUUACUUGGCUACUUGAAGCUGCUGGGCCCCAAGAUUAACAUUGUCCUCAACUCUGCAUCCCACCUCCACCGCCUGUCCAAAGCACUGAUGCAGGUUCUGGAGCUGGAUGUGACGGAUGUGAAGAUAGUGGAAGACAGACAGUGGGGCUGUGUGGGUGGGUACGACCCCUCAGGCUCCGUGCAGCACGGCGUGCAGAAGGGCAGAAGUCAAAGAAAAUACUUCCGCUUCUUCACAGAGGAAAAAAUUUUCCAGCUCCUUCAGCAAGUUUGUCGUGUUCUCGGCUACUAUGGGAACAUCUAUUUGCUUGUGGAUCAUUUCAUGGGGCUGUACAGUGAGUCUGCUGUGUACCGAAAGCAGGCUGCCAUGGUCCUCAAUGAGCUGAUUGCGGGAGCUGCUGGCAUGGGGGUGGAUGUCCUUCAGGAAAGGGAAGUUUCACUGAGCAUGGAUGAUCUCAAAGCGUCCAUAACGUCCAUUCUUGAGGAGUACACAGACCAGGCAAACUGGUAUUUGGUCACUAGCAUUGACACAGAGGAAAUCGGCCACGAGCAGCUCUCUGUGCCACGCUCAGGACUUGCUGCCCUCCCAGGAGCUGCAUGCAGCAGCAUUCUGCCAUCCCCAGACCCUCACGUAACAACACGCACCAUGAACAGCAACGUGUGGCAGCUCUGCAUCCAGCUGGAGGGGGUCGGCUGCUUUGCAGCUGUGCUGGGGGGAGAGUUCCGCCUGCUUCUGCUGUCAGCUCUCUACCCAGUGUUGGAAAAGGCCGGUGACAGAACUUUGCUCAUCAGUGAGACAGCACAGGGGACGCUGGUAGACAUAUGCGAGGCCUGCGGUUAUGACUGUGUGCAGAGUCUGAUUAAUGAGAAUUCUGACUAUCUGGUGAAUGGGAUUUCCCUGAACCUGCGCCAGGUGGCACACCAGCCACAUGCUGCCCAGGUCCUGAGCACGAUGCUGAGGCACUCGGAUGCCAGCUUGCUGCCACUGGUAGAAGACGUUAUCCAAGAUGUCCUGUCUGCACUGGAUCAGUCUUACAGUGACCAGGCUUCUACCUUCCUCGGUGUCCUCCACUCCUUAAUGGCAGCUCUAGUCCAGUGGUUUGGGCCAUCCUGCAGCAAGGAGCACCAGUGGAAGCAGGCUGUGGAGGGGCAGAGCAGGACUGUGUCCCAGAUACAGCAGGAGAUAACAAGUCAAGAAAUGGAGCGAUUCUUCCUCGACUAUAUUAAGCAGAAGCAGAUUGCAGAGGGCAACCUUCCUGACUCGGGUGACGAGGAGGCAGACGAGGUUCCCCCCCUUGCUGAGCCCGAGCCAAGCAACUCUGAUGCAGAAGGAGAAACUGCACUGCCCAGCCAUGCUCAGCUGGCCAAAGAUGUGAUGGAGAGGUGCAUCCAUCUGCUGUCUGACAGGAACCUCCGUGUGCGGCUGAAGGUCCUGGACGUGCUGGAGCUCUGUGUGACUGUGCUGCAUCCUCACAGAAACCAUCUGCUUCCCAUGGCUCAUCGUGUCUGGCCAGCUCUUGUCACUCGGCUGAUUAGCGAUGACCCUCUGGCAGUGCUGAGAGCCUUCAAGGUGCUGUGUACCCUGGCACAAAAGUGUGGAGACUUUCUGAGGCAGAGGUUCUCCAAAGAUGUCCUGCCUAAGCUGACCAGUUCCCUCCUCAGCCAAGCUGCAGCGAGUGCUAGAGCUGGGCCUGUGUACAACCACACUCUUGCCUUCAAGUUACAGCUGGCUGUGUUGCAGGGACUGGGUUCCCUGUGUGAGAAGCUGGACAUGGGUGAGAGUGACCUGAAUAAAGUGGCAGAUGCUUGCCUGGUUUACCUCAGUGCCAAGCAGCCCAUGAAGUUGCAAGAAGCUGCCCAGAGCACAUCUCCAUCUGAUGUAGAAAAGAGUCUCUCAUAGAAUUUCUCAGGUGUUACUCAAAAUAAAUCAUCCAUGUGGAUCAGACCUGGCAGAACAGCUCUGCCGUAGUGUCCAGCUAAAUGGCUUACCUCUUCCACCUGCCAGCCCAUAGCGAGGCAGGAAAAAAGGCCUGUUCCCCCCAGGCUCAGCCAGGUGGGCCUGUGUUGCUUAGGUUGCUGUCAGUCUUGGCACCAGUCUUGCUCUGCAAAGGCUGGGAGAGGUUAAAAGAGCACAAACAGUUUAGGUGAACAGGCAUUAGCCCUAUGAAAUGUUGACAGACACACUUUGCCAGUUGCUGUUCAAAAUCCUGCUCGACAUGUUCCUGCUGUCAGGAUAAGAAAUCACUGCUGCCAUAUGUUGUCACCUGGAAACAAGGGCAGACAUUUCAGCAGACAAAACGUGUCCAGUUACGGAACACAGAAAGAAGAAUAAGAAAGCCACACGUCUCUGUUUCUGCUGAAGAUGAGGAAGAGCCACCCUCUUUGUGUGGCCACCUUCCCUCCCCUAAUGGGAGAGGCAGCCCGCUGCGAGCAGGUUCAGCAGGCACAGCACAUUUCAGAGGGCAGGCUGUUAAAAAGGGAAAAGCUGUCAGCUCCCUUUCACCUGAGUGCAGACCUCCCAGGGGUGUGGAAGAGCUUUUGUGUGGCUGGGCAGCAGCUGAGACAGACAGAGCUCUCAGAACUGCAGCCAUACCUUUGUUUGUAUUCCGGAGUUGGUGAGAGUCAGUUUAUUUUUACCUUAGUGGCUUUUAUGGCAUCGCAGCAGGUUUCAGCAGCAUUUGUUCUGCAAAGGGGCUCUUUGCUGUAGGCUUGCAUAUCCUUGAUACAAUAUAACGUUCAUCUGUGUAAGCAACGCCGGCGUGGAAAGCAGAACGCCAGGAUUUAUCUGUUUGGAAACUUAAGCUUUUAAAUCACUAACAAAGCAGGCUGAAAAGCUGUGUAAUUUCUCACACGCACGCUAGGGAUGGAGGGGGGAAGGACUGAAUUAGCCAUAUGAUGUGCAUUUAGGCAAGGGCAAAUUAUCAGCCUGCUACAUGAAAUAUUCUGCAAUUGAAAUGCUUCUAAAAACAGAUAGAACAGAACUAAUCUUAGCUGCAGCCCGAGUGCCAGCACGCAUCACAUAACUCAGCUUUAUCACUACCAAAAUCAUACAGGGUAAAAGGAUGUCUGGAGCCCCCGUGCCAUGCUGAUUUAUGCUAACUGGUUUUUGCUCACCUUUUUGGUUCCUUAUGCUACUCAUGAGUUGUGACCUGCCAGGAGGAAGGUCAGCUCAUCCAAAGCCAGCUGCAAUAACUCCCCUCAUUGUCUCAGCCCGAUUUUAAAGUGAAGGUUCUGUAGCGAAGUGCUGAGCAGCAAUUUUGGGCCAAGGUGCUGCCAUCACCGAAAAAAAUAAAUAGAUUUGUGUCUUCCAGGAAUGUUACGGUGCUCCAGGGAGGCCAUUUAAUCCCAUUUAUGGGACCCUGUAGUUUUAUUGGAUGAAGCAGUGGGAGUAAGUGAAUUUGGUAAAUGCAGCUUUGUGCAGAACUCAACGGGCAAAAAUAGAUGCUGGGAAAAGAAGAACUGCAGCGUGUCUGAGGCAGGGAAAGCAGGGCUUUCCUAUGGCUGCUGGUGGGAUUCCAGGAGAUAAGCAUUACCCAAAUCUUGGUUUAAGAAACCGAAACACCAAGGUUUGGGAACAUAGGGACAGCUUUGCUUUGAUGGAAAAUGAGGCAGCAUGCCUUCAAGGAAGGUGAGCAGACAUUGUGCAGCUGAGGGGUUGCGCUGUGAGGGGUCAGGAAUGAGAUGGGGGGAAAACAGUGCAAACCAGAACGUGGAUUUGAGCAUCUGAUCCACUUCCUGAAUGGCAUCACCCCUAAGAUCCUCAGCUUGAGGAAAAACAGAACAUCAAACCCUGAAGGAAAAAAAGAGAGAUGAAGAAAUUGUCACUGGCCCAUGUCAGCGCUCUACAAAUAGCUGGGCAUUUUUUCUCCGUUUGAAGUGACUGUUUUGAAAUUUACACUUCUUUUUAAUAAAUGUUUACAGUCUGUCAAGUUUCCCAUUUGACCUUUCCGUCACCAUUCUGGGGAGGAAUGCUUUUUUCUGAGGCACAGAAAUAAUUUCCCUGCUCGUGCUGAAGCCUGCAGUGACCCAUCUCCAGUUAUUACCCAGCACAGCUGCGAAAGCCAGGCAGGCUGGUUCUUCUGCCAGCCCAUUUGUGCCAUGGCUUUGCUCUGAGCCUGGGCAAAGCCCAGUUAUCAGAAUAGCCUCACUGCCCUGUGCCAUAAGAACCUGUUGGAACAAAUUGGAGCCAUUUGGGGAUCUUUUUAGAUACCAUAUUUGAUUACACAGCAUUAACGACAUCCUUUGCUUUGACUGUGCAGCUUAUUGGAUUCUUACUAACAGCUGUCAUUUGCAAGCUGGGCUGAAACCCACUAAGACAGCCACCUGCACGUGGCAGCACUCAAUGAAAUGAUAUUGAACUUAAAAAAAAAAACCAACAACAGAAAACAAACCUGGAUUAACCCCAGGUUUGUUUGCCAUGGAAACAGGUUGCUUAGAUACUACCCAAAGAGUUAGUUUGGAACUGCAAGAGUCCAGUUGUUCUUGAAGCUGCUGCACAGCAGUCCGGGUUACAGGAGAUGAUCCCAGGCCGUGAGCCAUUGUGGGCAGGAGAGGCAGUGGAGCUCUAUGGGGAGCAGCAGAUCCCUUGGGGAAGGGUUGGAGACCAGGAGCUCUGUGCUGUGAAUAUAGGAGUGGAAGCUGGGGAGAUGGAUGGCAGGAGCACAGCAUUCCCCAUUUCCACAUUGACUUCCCAGUGAUUCAUCUUCCUUGCCUGCUGUGAUCCAUCCCAGGCAGAAGGAACAGGGGUGAUUUCUGUGCAGCCACCCACCGUAAACCAGGGAGACAGAGGGGACCUGCUGCUCCCUGCAGUCAGCACAGUUUGCUCCCACCAGCACAGCCAGCGAGCACCAGGCAAGGGAAGGAACUCUGCUUUCUGCAAACGCUGUGUAGAAGGGGGAAAAUGUAGAGGCAGUUCAUAAGAAAUCAGAGUGGGAGAGACUGGAAGACAGACCCUCAGAACAGCAUUCAGCUCUUAGAGGCCCAGCCUGGAAAGCUGUGUAGGUUGCAGACAGAGCCAAUGCGUUCCUGAGCUGCUUAUAAUGACCCCACUGGAUGUAAAUGAAAAAAAAGCCUUUCUCCUUACUCAUCUCUCCUUUCUUCC
This is a messenger RNA of Lagopus muta (rock ptarmigan), 6500 nucleotides long. It is a transcript of the gene TTI1, whose product is annotated as TELO2 interacting protein 1. Lineage: Eukaryota; Metazoa; Chordata; Aves; Galliformes; Phasianidae. The record is from RefSeq and is a predicted model, not a curated record. The transcript has 7 exons. Gene Ontology annotation, biological process: chromatin remodeling. Bases 201 to 3299 code for a protein of 1032 amino acids. Gene Ontology annotation, cellular component: cytoplasm.